AUUUCCCGUCCCUCCUCCGCGCUCCCGGGGCGGCGCGGCCGGGCCCGGCGGGGGGCGCGGGGGGCGGCUCUAGCCCCCUCUCCGCUGCCGCCGCCGCACGGCCAAGGCGGGGCGGGCAGCGGCGGAGAGGCACCGGCACGGCCGGCACCGCCGCCGGCGGCCCGGGGUCCUUCCGCCGGGGCCGGGGUCUGUCCAGGAUCCUUCUGGAGCCGUUGGGGUCUGUCCGGAGCCGCCGCUGCCGCCGCACCGCCCCCGGGGCUGCGGCUCUGUCCCCGCCGCCGCCACAUGAGCAGCCCGGGAGCCGGAGCUGAGCGCCCUCCCCAUGGCUGAAGGCAGCAGGAGCAGAGGCUGUUCUGAGGCUCCAGCCUGGAGAGAGUUGUUCUAUCUGGGAGCCCUCAGGAGCUGGCCAGGACUGCUGGGACCACGCCUGGCACCACAGUGCUGCUGCUGACCAGGCUCUUAGGUGCCUCCACGACCCAGGCGCACGGCAGCAUGGUAGUGAGCCCCUAGGACCAUGCCCUGCACCAUGAGAUGCUGGCUCCCGGUGCUGCUCCUCCAGCUGCUCCUCCCGCGCCCCCCGCGGGUGGCCUCCUGCCCCGCCCGCUGCGAGUGCGCCCCCCAGCUGCGGUCCGUGGUGUGCCACCGCAAGAGGCUGACCUCCAUCCCCGAGGGCAUCCCCAGCGAGACCAAGAUCCUGGAGCUCAGCAAGAACCGCAUCCGCUGCCUGAACCCGGGGGACCUGUCCCCCUACCCCCUGCUGGAGGAGCUGGACUUCAGCGAGAACAUCAUCUCCAACGUGGAGCCCGGCGCCUUCGGCAACCUCUUCCACCUGCAGACCCUGCGCCUGAGGGGCAACCAGCUCAAGCUGAUCCCCCCGGGGGUCUUCACCAAGCUGAGCAACCUGACCCUGCUGGACCUGAGCGAGAACAAGUUGGUCAUCCUGCUGGACUACAUGUUCCAGGACCUGAGGAACCUGAAGAGCCUGGAGGUGGGUGACAACGACCUGGUGUACAUCUCCCAGAGGGCCUUCUCGGGGCUGCUGGGGCUGGAGCAGCUGACCAUCGAGAGGUGCAACCUGACCUCGCUCUCGGCCGAGUCCCUCUCCCACCUGCAGAACCUGGAGGUGCUGCGGCUGCGGCACCUCAGCAUCGCGGCGCUGGAGGAGCAGAACUUCCGGCGCCUGCCCAACCUCCUGCAGCUGGAGAUCGACAACUGGCCCCUGCUGGAGGACGUCUCCCCCACCAGCUUCCAGGGGCUCAACCUCACCUGGCUCUCCAUCACCUACACCAACCUGACGGCCGUGCCCGCCGCCGCGCUGCGCAACCUGCCCUACCUGCGCUACCUGAACCUCUCCUUCAACCCCAUCAGCGCCCUGCCCCGCGGCUCCUUCAGGGACCUGGUGCGGCUGCAGGAGCUGCACAUCGCCGGCGCCCUGCUGGCCUCCGUGGAGCCCCAAGCCUUCUGGGGCCUGCGGCAGAUCCGGCUGCUCAACCUCUCGGGCAACCUGCUGUCCACGCUGGAGGAGAGCACCUUCCACUCGGUCAACACCCUGGAGACGCUGCGGGUGGACAGGAACCCCCUGGCCUGCGACUGCCGCCUGCUGUGGGUCCUGCAGCGCCGCAAGACCCUCAACUUCGACGGGCAGCAGCCGGUCUGCUCCUCCCCGCCGCAGCUGCGCGGCGGCGCCCUGCGGGACCUGCCGGACUCGGUGCUCUUCGAGUUCUUCACCUGCCGGCGGCCGCGGAUCCGGGACCGGCGGCUGCAGCACGUCACGGCGCGGGAGGGCCAGGCCGUCAGCUUCCUGUGCCGCGCCGAGGGCGAGCCCGACCCCUCCAUCUCCUGGGUGUCCCCCCAGCACCGCCUGAUCACCGCCCGCAGCACCGGCAGGGCCACCGUGCUGCCCGGGGGCACGCUGGAGAUCCGCUUCGCCCAGGUGCAGGACAGCGGCACCUACGUCUGCGUGGCCAGCAACGCGGGGGGCAACGACACCUACUUCGCCACCCUGACCGUGCAGGGGCGCCCGGCCGGCGGCCCCCGGGCUGCCAACCGCAGCCUGGACCCCGCCGACUUCAACGACACCGCCCACAACGACACCCAGGUGCUGCUCAAGUUCACCCUGGACCUCAAGACCAUCCUGGUGUCCACCGCCAUGGGCUGCAUCACCUUCCUGGGGGUGGUGCUCUUCUGCUUCCUCCUCCUCUUCGUCUGGAGCCGGGGCCGGGGGCAGCACAAGAACAACUUCUCGGUGGAGUACUCCUUCCGCAAGGUGGAUGGACCCGCGGCCACCGCCGGCCAGGGGGGGGCCAGGAAGUUCAACAUGAAGAUGAUCUGAGCCUCCCUCCGCGGAGGGGAAGCUGCUGCCUGCCGCCUGCCUGCUGCCCGG
Messenger RNA from Dryobates pubescens (Downy woodpecker), 2383 nucleotides. RefSeq names its product leucine rich repeat and Ig domain containing 3 (gene LINGO3). Bases 515 to 2332 code for a protein of 605 amino acids. NCBI's taxonomy places the organism in Eukaryota, Metazoa, Chordata, Aves, Piciformes, Picidae. Gene Ontology annotation, molecular function: protein binding. The transcript is spliced from 3 exons. The record is from RefSeq and is a predicted model, not a curated record.